This is a messenger RNA of Paralichthys olivaceus (Japanese flounder), 3651 nucleotides long. RefSeq names its product retinal homeobox gene 1 (gene rx1). Gene Ontology annotation, molecular function: RNA polymerase II cis-regulatory region sequence-specific DNA binding; DNA-binding transcription factor activity, RNA polymerase II-specific. The record is from RefSeq and is a predicted model, not a curated record. Lineage: Eukaryota; Metazoa; Chordata; Actinopteri; Pleuronectiformes; Paralichthyidae. Gene Ontology annotation, biological process: positive regulation of transcription by RNA polymerase II.
UCUUCCACUCUCCUCUCUGAGCUGGAGUGCAUGGCGUCUCAGCUCAUGUGUUGACUGUCCUCUGCAGUGGGCUGCUUUUAUUUACCUGCACUUUACUGGAGUGUGUUUUUUUUUGUUGUUGUUGUCAGGACUGUUUUUCACAUACAGAAAUCAUUUAGAGACAUGCAAGGUGAGCAGAGGCGGCUGAGUGAGCGGAGCACAUAGCGGAUCUGUGGAGGAGUGAAGUUGGAGGGGGAACAGGUGGAGGACUGGCAUCAGCAGCUUCAACACUUCAGCGUAUUUACAUCCAAGAGGCCAGGUGAGUGCCCAGACGCCCUGAUGCAUUUAUCACUGGAUACCAUGAGCAUGGUGGACGACAGCUGCCUCUCGCCCAGCAACUUCCACGAGUUGGGCAAAGGUGGGGGCUUCGCUGCAGGGGGCCGCGUCCACAGCAUCGAUGUCAUUCUUGGUUUCAGCAAGGACCAGGACCCCCUGCUCAGUCCUGCAGGGGCCCCCGGACCCCAUAAAGUGGACAUAGAGAGCCUGGUGGAGUCCAGUGGGAAGCAGCAGGAACCCUCAUCACACCCGUCCUACAGCGGGCACCUGGUCUCUCUGAGGAAUGGCAGCACAGAGCAGCAACAGUACCACGACACUGGCUUAUUCACAAAUAAGUGCGAUGAUGAGCUGAGUGAGCCGAGGAAGAGCGUUGACAGUGAUGAUGGCAAGUCUCCGGAGCCCUGCAAGGACGAUCAGCCCAAGAAGAAACACAGGCGCAACCGCACCACAUUCACCACCUACCAGCUGCAUGAGUUGGAGCGUGCCUUCGAGAAGUCCCACUACCCAGACGUGUACAGCCGAGAGGAGCUGGCCAUGAAGGUGAACCUGCCUGAGGUCCGAGUUCAGGUCUGGUUCCAGAACCGCAGAGCUAAAUGGCGUCGGCAGGAAAAAAUGGACGCCAGCACUAUGAAGCUCCACGACUCUCCCAUGCUGUCCUUCAACCGCCCAGCACCAGUUCACAGCAUGGGUCCGAUGGCCAACUCCCUCCCCUUGGACCCCUGGCUGACCUCUCCCCUGUCCAGUGCCACGCCUGUCCACAGCAUCCCUGGCUUCAUGGGUCCACCUCAAGGCCUCCAGCCCAGCUACCCCAGCCACAGCUUCCUCAACUCCUCUCCCCAUCCUCCUCAUCCUCAUCCACACUCUCAUCCUCACUCUCAUCCUCACUCUCAUCCUCACUCUCAUCCUCAUCCAUCCAUGGGUCAGGGGAUGCAGAGUAUGGCUCCACCUCCUUACCAGUGUCCGGCACCAUACCCUGAGAAAUACCCUCUGGAGGACGUGAACCAGCGCAGCUCGAGCAUCGCUGCACUGAGAAUGAAAGCAAAAGAACACAUCCAGUCUAUGGACAAAACCUGGCAACCCAUGUGACUAACAAACCUGGCAGCCUAUGUGAGAGACCCUGGGAAAGGGAGAUGAUGAAAUAAUUUUUUUUCUUGGGUGUCAGGGUGACAAACAUUGAGUACAGUGUUGGAAAAGUGUCACCCACAGAGCAAAGGAGAAGGAUUUUGAACUGUGAAGACUUUAGGAUUUAGUUUGGACUUUCUUAUAUUGUUUUUCAGUUACUUUCAUCUCAAGGACAUGAAAAAGAUGAGUUAUUGAUGCUUUGGGUGCUGUAAAUCAUCAGCAAACCUCUGCUUCAUGGCGAUUGCCCCCUGCACAAUUUUAUUUCCAUAUCAACCAUGUUUUAUAAGAAACUACAGACUUCCCUUCAAUGGUCUACACAUACUCAGUUUGUAUGUUGAUGUUGGCUGGGGUGAAAAUCAUACUUUGAACUUAUAUGUAACACAUGGCAAAAUAAUUGUCUCCAUGCCUGGUUGUGGUUGUUUGUCCCUUGCAACAGCUCACAUUAGAAGAAACGUGCUAAAAUAUGAAAAUCCCCUAAAUGAAGCUCUGCUGUAGUUAUUUUAUUUAUAGAUAAUUUUCAACCAUCAGAUUGAUUGAGUGGGACAAAUCAACACAUUCUGUCAUUCCUUCUUUACUUUUCUCGUUUUCAUCAGUGAGUUUGUGUUUUUACUAAUUAAUCCAAUUGUCGAAUUUUCAUGGGUCAGCUCAUCAGAGUCUCUGUGAAUUUUGUGAAUGAAGUUUCAGUGCAGCUUUUUCAGGAAAAUCAACACACUUAGACACAUGACUGUGACUGUAAGUGCACACCUCUCUCACUAAUGUGUUGAUUUAUAGCAGCUAUUUAACUGGUUUUUAGUUCAUCCCCCAAUUACAGAAUGGUUUAGAUAUUUGAACCUGAAGCUUAUAGAUACCCUGGUAUGACUGGAGGAAGAUGACAGCUGAUAGUUCUCAAUGUACAUAGACGCUAUUUACGGCGCCAUAAAGUGUAAAAUACAUAUUUUUGUGGCAGGAAACAAGAGUCAGAGAUAUGAUGGCACCUUCUACAGUGGACCAGAGCUGUAGAGAAUAUACCAAAUAAAGGAAACACUCCUGCACGAUGAUAAUCUUUUUCUGAUUUCUGCUGAGAUGCUUUAAUGAAGGAGAGAGAAAUGAAGGAAAAGAGGGAGGCUGGUGAGAGGAGCAACCCUCUUUUUUUGCUUGAGUGGCUGUUGGAGGAGAAAACCUGUUGGCAGUUCAGUGUUGGGUGGCUGCGUGUACGUGCGGGGCAGCAGAAAGAGCCCUGUGUGAUGCGUCACCCCACAUAGUUUAGUCUUUGUUCAGCACAAUUGAUCCAAGUGCAUCCUCUUUGUCUGAAAAUGAGGAGGGGGGUUGGAAACGGUCUCAGGCUGCACUAAAUAGGCCCUUGUAACCAUUUUGUCAUGGAAAAUGGUUCUCUCUCAAUCACAGGAGGAGAAACAUGGAUCGUAGCUGCUACGGUCAUUAGUGACACUAUAUUAGUCUUGUACCAUCUGUUACAGACAUAACCUCUAAUUAUGUUCAAGGUAAAGACACAGUUUAUUUCUUAUAAGUUAAAUUUAUCAGGAUGUUUAUGAUUCACAGCAUCUCACAGAACUGAACAUGCCAAGAAAAGUUGUUCGGUAACUUUUUCGACUUGGAUUUGGAGCAAGAGGGGGAGAGAAUCCUUCAUCUUAAAGUGCAAUUUCAGAAUCCUUUGUAUUUUUAUAUGUAUAUUUUUUAAAAGAGACUCAUUUCCCCCCUAAAUACCCAUUGUAUGGUUGUGAUAUUUCACUUUAAUAUGAUGUGAAAAUUGUUCUGACAGCAAGUCGUGAAUACAGAGACAACAAAAGCAACAUUUGGUCAUUUCUGGUUGAUUGAAAAAUCCUGCUCUGAGAGGGGAAACAGUGUUACAUCUGCUGCUCAUGAUCAGUCAUCAUGUAGUUUGUUUGCUGUUUAUUGUUGUUUGUUAGUGAUGUUUAGACCCCCUGCUGGAAGAUGCCAGGACCCCGGAGGAAAUACGGAUUACCUUGCACACUAAGAGCUUCUUUAGGACGCUAAAUAUGUGAUUUUGGACAAAGAAUAAGCCAAAGGUUAGAUAAUGGACAAAACUGCACUAGAUCCCAGUUUUGAUUUGUUUUUUUAUGUGAAAAUGCACAGACUAUUGUUACCUAUGUUUUUUUCUUACAUGUCGUAGUUAUAUCUGUCUUAGUGAAAUCAUUUUUUUCUUUCUUUUUUGAUUUUGUCUGGAUCAUUGAUGUCCAUAUUCUGGAAAGAAUAACA